GCGAAAUUGAUUUUGGUAACUUUUCUUACUUUAGAUUCCACAAGAUAGUAUUUAUUUGCUAAACAGGAGCAACGUAGCCGUGUUUCCGGACGAAAGCGGUCAGUUUCCAGCCGACCACUUGGGUCCACCAAAUGGGACAUUUACCGUGCAAGGCGGACCUCAAGUGGACGAAAAUACGCAAUCACACGCCUUCUCCUUCUCAGCAAACAACAGCACACCGCGGGCAUCACCUUCAACACAUGGAUUCAUGUUCAGGAGCUCAUCUGCAGCCCGUGGUCAGCGUAGCAAUUUUACAAGAAAAAUAUUCCGCGGCAUUAUACAAGGAAAAACAUUAAGUCCUAGUGGCAGUUACCACAUAAGUUUAAAUUGCGAAACGUGCAAUACGGCAGAUGUUGUAAGGAUCACAAAGGAGGUGGCUAAUAUCGAUGCCGAGCUGGUCUUAACAGACAGUAGUGGGUUUGAAAUUGUCGACAGCGUGGCUACAAGAGGAAUCGAGUACUGGAAAACUCCGGCCAGAAAAUUUUUUGUGGUCACUAGAGAUGAGUACAGGGCCCUUAUGGUUGCAAGAAACCCUACUAGGAAAAGACAAGCUGAAGACGACCUCCUAUCCGAAGUUGAUGAUAAACUUUCUAGAAUAAUCGCCAACGCUAAAAGAUUAUGGGUUCCAGACAUCAGCUCUGUUAGAACAAUACAAGAAACGUUUUCAUGUGCAAUAUGCAAAUGUGCCAUGCAGCAACCUGUGUACUCAAGCUGCUGUCAGUCAAUUUUGGGGUGUGGUGACUGCUUAGAGAGAGUUCAAGAACAAUGCCCUAAGUGUAGGAGCACUGAAGUAGACUACACACCAGUAAGGGGUCUGGAUGCAGUUAUUUCUUCCCUUCAGCCCUUAAUGAACAUGCCAGUAUCAUCUCAAGAUGAAUCCUCUUAG
Messenger RNA from Exaiptasia diaphana, 925 nucleotides. RefSeq lists its product as uncharacterized. Bases 248 to 925 code for a protein of 225 amino acids. The transcript is spliced from 5 exons. The record is from RefSeq and is a predicted model, not a curated record. NCBI's taxonomy places the organism in Eukaryota, Metazoa, Cnidaria, Anthozoa, Actiniaria, Aiptasiidae.